Phragmites australis (common reed) is the source of this 1612-nucleotide messenger RNA. RefSeq names its product serine carboxypeptidase-like 51. NCBI's taxonomy places the organism in Eukaryota, Viridiplantae, Streptophyta, Magnoliopsida, Poales, Poaceae. Gene Ontology annotation, molecular function: serine-type carboxypeptidase activity. The coding region runs from base 185 to 1477 and encodes 430 amino acids. The transcript has 11 exons. The record is from RefSeq and is a predicted model, not a curated record. Gene Ontology annotation, biological process: proteolysis.
AAAUGGGUUCCCACGCCAUGGCGGCUCUGCUCUGCCUCUGCCUCGCCCAGCUUCUCCUUCACGGACAUGCUGCCGGAACGGCUGAUGGCAUGGAGCGCUGGGGUUACGUGAAGGUCCGGCCGAAGGCACACCUGUUUUGGUGGUUAUACAAGAGCUCGCAGCGGGUGCUGUCGCCGGGGAAGCCAUGGCCUACCAUCCUCUGGCUCCAGGGAGGCCCGGGAGGUUCUGGCGUCGGGCGUGGCAACUUCCAGGAGAUCGGGCCGCUGGAUGUCAAUCUGAAGCCGCGCAACUUUACGUGGCUGCAGAUGGCCGACCUCAUCUUUGUGGUUCGAGAGCGAUACCUCUGUUUCAUCACGUCCCUGUUUCUUAUUCUUUGCCGCGACUAUUUGUGAACUGCAUGAUUUGUGAUGUCAAUGGCGGGAUGCAGGACAAUCCGGUGGGGGCCGGGUAUAGCUACGUGGAGGACCCGAGCGCGCUGGCGAAGACGGACUUGCAGGCGACCACUGACGUCGUUGAGCUCCUCAAGGCGCUCACCAAGGAGAUAUCCACUCUGCGGUGCAGCCCGUUGUUCUUCGUCGGCGAGUCCUACGGCGGCAAGCACGCCGCCAUGAUCGGCGCCUCCGUGGCAAGGGCCAUCCACGCCGGCAGCCUCAACCUCACGCUCGGAGGUGUUGCGCUUGGGGAUAGCUGGAUCUCACCAGACGAUUUCGCGCUCUCUUACGCGCAGCUGCUGCACGACGUGUCGAGGCUGAACGACAACGCUGUCGGGGACGCCAACAAAAUGGCUGUAAUGGUAAAGGAGCAGGUGCUGGCGGGGCAGUUCGCCGCAGCGCGCAAGACGUGGACAGAUCUUCUUGAUUUGAUCGACUCCAGGAGUGACAGCGUGAAUAUGGAAAAUUUCUUGCUUGACGCCGGCAUGAACCCGGUGUUGGCAGACGACUUACAGGCAACCUCGUCAUCUCUGAGAAGCACCCAGUUGAUGUACCUCAGCAGCCAGGCGUCUGUGUCGGCCCCUAACACAAUCUACAGCAUCAUGAAUGGGGUUAUCAAGAAAAAGCUCAAAAUCAUCCCCAAGGACCUCAUCUGGCAAGAGGCGUCGAUUGACGUAUACAAUGCGCUGGCCAACGACUUCAUGAAGCCAACAAUAAACGAGGUUGAUGAGUUGUUGUCGUAUGGUGUAAAUGUGACUGUGUACAACGGACAGCUGGAUGUGAUCUGCUCGACGAUCGGCGCAGAAGAAUGGGUGAACAAGCUCAAAUGGGAUGGUCUGAAGAACUUCUUGAGCCAGCCAAGGCAGCCUUUGCAUUACUGUGGCUCUGCCAUAUAUUGUUCCAAACCAAUCAAGGCAUAUGUUAGAUCAUAUAAGAACAUGCAGUUCUACUGGGUCCUUGAAGCUGGACACAUGGUGCCUGUUGACCAGCCUUAUGUUGCAUUCAGACUGAUCGCUAGCCUCACCCAGUCUCCAGGGAGUGAUUAGACGAAUCUCCUAUCUAAUAUGCAAGUAAAUUAGAGUAAACCGCACCGCUAAGCACAACAAUUUAGAUGGUGGGAGCUACUAUGUCAUGCAUGUAGCUUAAUAAUAAUUCAAACUAGUCAUGGAACUUGAUUAUAA